Messenger RNA from Centruroides sculpturatus (bark scorpion), 2848 nucleotides. Its product is annotated as synaptotagmin-7-like. Gene Ontology annotation, biological process: regulation of dopamine secretion; calcium-ion regulated exocytosis; cellular response to calcium ion. The coding region runs from base 222 to 2231 and encodes 669 amino acids. Lineage: Eukaryota; Metazoa; Arthropoda; Arachnida; Scorpiones; Buthidae. The transcript is spliced from 16 exons. Gene Ontology annotation, molecular function: calcium ion binding; SNARE binding; calcium-dependent phospholipid binding. The record is from RefSeq and is a predicted model, not a curated record.
UCACAUGACCGAUGACGUCAUCUGGCAUUGGCCGUAUUCUCCCGCGUCGAAUGACGCCAUGUUGUAUGGAGUGAAAAGCCGGUUCGUUAGUGGCAGAGUGACGAUGACGACGUUUUUCGAUGUUGUGAGUUUAAAAAGAGAAUAACAUGCUCUGCGUGUAAACUGGACCAUCUAGAAAGGGCAGGUCGAGAAACUUCAAAAAUAUAUAUAUCACUUAAAAGAUGAGUGACUGGGCAGUAGCUCUUGCUUUGAUUAGUAUCAGUAUAUUAGUUACAGCCAUAUUAUUAGGUCUGUGUCGUCUUCUUGGUGGCUGGACAUGGUUGAGAGCUUGGUUUACUGGAAACAGAGAAGAAACAGCAUCAUUAACUAAAGGUGGACAAUACAGCGCUAACGGGUAUAUGAUGAAUUCCGAAUCCGACAUUGCCUUAGAUUUAAGUGGAAAUUAUCGACAUUACGAUAAUGUGGCUAACGACAUGAAAUUCAUUCAAGAAGAGAAGUUUACUAUAGAAGCACUUCCAACAAAGGAACAAAUACAACCCAAAGAACCAGAAAAUGGCUAUUCUGCUCCAAAUAGUGAUCUGCCAGAUGCCUUACUCUUUGAUACAACUUCCACAUCACCUCUCCAACGCGCCCUUUCUUGUGACAGUGUUUGUUCUGAUACAUCGGUCGUCUUAGAAACCCUAGAAGUCCCCCGAAACAACGGAGAAUUAGAAAUCGGGUUGGAAUAUGAUAAUGACUGGGCAGUAGCUCUUGCUUUGAUUAGUAUCAGUAUAUUAGUUACAGCCAUAUUAUUAGGUCUGUGUCGUCUUCUUGGUGGCUGGACAUGGUUGAGAGCUUGGUUUACUGGAAACAGAGAAGAAACAGCAUCAUUAACUAAAGGUGGACAAUACAGCGCUAACGGGUAUAUGAUGAAUUCCGAAUCCGACAUUGCCUUAGAUUUAAGUGGAAAUUAUCGACAUUACGAUAAUGUGGCUAACGACAUGAAAUUCAUUCAAGAAGAGAAGUUUACUAUAGAAGCACUUCCAACAAAGGAACAAAUACAACCCAAAGAACCAGAAAAUGGCUAUUCUGCUCCAAAUAGUGAUCUGCCAGAUGCCUUACUCUUUGAUACAACUUCCACAUCACCUCUCCAACGCGCCCUUUCUUGUGACAGUGUUUGUUCUGAUACAUCGGUCGUCUUAGAAACCCUAGAAGUCCCCCGAAACAACGGAGAAUUAGAAAUCGGGUUGGAAUAUGAUAAUGAAACAGAAGAUUUAAUGGUUCUUGUAAAUCAAGCACGUGAUUUAGUUGGUACUGAACCCAAUGUACCUGUUGACAGUUACGUUCGUGUUUUUCUUUUGCCUGACAAAUCAACCAAUAUGCAGACUCGAAUUCAAAAACGUACAAACGAGCCCAUUUUCAAGGAACGAUUCUUAUUUGGAGUAGAUAGAAAAGAAUUGCCGCAAAGAAUUGUUACGUGUUAUGUGUACACAUGCGAUAAAUAUACGAAUACAUUGAUUGGUGAAGCUGUUGUUAAUUUAUUAGAAGUCGAUUUGCGUAAGACAUUCGUUGAUUGGAUACCAAUUUUGGAACCGAAUAAGGAUUCUAGUGAUUUGGGAGAUUUAAUGUUUUCCUUAAGUUAUCUUCCGACUGCUGAAAGGCUUACUGUUGUAGUUGUAAAAGCUAGAAACUUGAGGUGGAAUAAUGAUAAAGAAAGUGGAGAUCCAUUUGUUAAAGUGUAUUUGAUGCAGAAUGGAAAGAAGAUUUUUGAGAAGUCAGAUUCUAGUGAUUUGGGAGAUUUAAUGUUUUCCUUAAGUUAUCUUCCGACUGCUGAAAGGCUUACUGUUGUAGUUGUAAAAGCUAGAAACUUGAGGUGGAAUAAUGAUAAAGAAAGUGGAGAUCCAUUUGUUAAAGUGUAUUUGAUGCAGAAUGGAAAGAAGAUUUGCAAGAAGAAAACUUCUGUGAAAAAAGAUGAAAGGAAUCCUAUUUUCAAUGAAUCAAUGAUAUUUUCUGUUCCUUUAAAUGCCUUACAGAUGGCAGACUUCGUGCCUUUACGCCGUUACACGCUCCAAAAUGUCCAGCUCCGCCUCACAGUAAUGGAGUACCAUUCUGAUAGAAAACCAUCGACAAUUGGACACGUAUUCGUAGGAACACAAUGUACAGGAAAGUCACUCUCUCACUGGAACCAAAUGAUGUCUUCCUUACGUAAACCGAUAGCAAUGUGGCAUCCUUUACGAAAACAACAUAAUUAACAAGUAUUAAAUUAAAUUAAAUCUAAUAUUAGCACAGAAGAUGCCAUUUUGUAAAAGAGAUAAAAGAAAAGUAUUUUCGUUUAUGAUCAGCCAAGAAAUGUGAUAAGACGGUAUUCGAAUUUGGUUUUAUUCGUAUUUAUUUUGGAAAAAAACUUAUCUCUUCUUCUCGGCAAUCUUUAAUUCUGUCGAACUCGAAUCCUUUUUGCUCAUUGAAAUUUUCAAAAUCAAUAGGAAUUCAGAUCGUGCAUGAAUAUCGUGAGUAUGUUUGUAAGCUAUACAGUGUAAUGUAUUCUGAGAGAUAGUCAAGUAUUUAUCUAUAGAGAGAGAUCGACGUUAGAACGCGUUAGAGUAUGAAAGUUAAAACAAUACGCCGAUUAUAUUAGUUCCACCUUUAUUAAAAUCCAGUUUAGAUCUUAAACAUGCAUGCUCACUGUUUUUUGUCACGGUUUGGAUUUUAUGAUCGGCGAUUUUUCGUGUUAUUUUUCUAAUUCUAAAUAUUUAUGUAUAUUUAUGUUUAACUCUCGUAUAUGUUUGUUACUCUAUUCGUUUAGUGUACGUAACAGAAGUAUUUCAGAGACACAUUCUGUGAUACAAUACUUUCAAUAAAUAAAUAAAUU